UUGAGGGCUUGUCCCCCCCCAUCAAGGCAGCAAAUGGUUCAGUCCGCCCCUUACAGGUUCACUUGUUUCUGAUGAGCAAAUAUUGUAUAUUUUUUUCAUAUGCUAAUUUACUGCACUACAAAUAAUGCUGCUACCAUUCUUUUUAUAUUUUUGUCAUAUUGUAUUUAUGUAUCUACCUUUGAUUACACGUGGUGGGAGGAAAAAAUCAUGUAGAAUUCAUUUUUGACCAAACUGUUCCUUUAAAAGUGGCACAAUCAGGUCUUUCCUCAACAAACCUGGGACAUCAGAAAAGAAAAAGAAAGAAAACAAUGACAAAGAAUCCAAAAAAUGAGAGAAAAAAUACCUCAAUCUGAGAAGACAACAGAGUAAAUAUGCACAGGAUCCAGAAUUUUGCUGAUUUUUGUCAUUACCUGACCAUUAGUGUGCUCUCUAAUCUGUAGGUGAUGGAAGAUGGCAACCAUGAUGGAGCUGAUGACACUGAUGAGCUGCUCUGUACCGAGGUGAUCAGUGAUUUCGGGGUGUCUCCACCUUCUCUCCCUCGAGACCACUGCGAUUUGCUGCUGGACGCCAUUGAUGCUCAGCUCAGUCGCCUGCAGACUUGCAGUCAUGACCAGGCAAACGGAGGAAACAGAAAGACAGAAGAUACUCUUGGUUCAGUGUCUCUUGACAGGAGUACGUCUGUGAGUAAAGACACAGGUCUCGGCACGGAUAAAGCGAGCUCUGCUCCUGAGGGGUUGAAUUCAGAUCACGCAGAUCUGACCACAGUGGAGCCCAGCAGGAGCGGAAUGGAGCUCGUUGGACUGAGGGAGGAUGAGCGUGAGGAGCAUGUAGGACUGGGUACUGCCACCUCCUGGCACACAGCAGGAGAUGGAGGAGUCAGGAGCUCCAAGACAGAACAGUGUCUGUGGAGACUAGAGCGACUGCUGGGACCUGGCACUGGGCAGGUAACAAGGAAGGAGGAGGGUGAUGAACAGGACAGCGUGCGCACUGAGGAUUUCAGCGCGAGAUUCCUAGAGGAAAUGCUGGAACCGACCAAGCUGAGUGCAGCCGGAUCUGCUCCAGAUUUCAGUGCUCCAGAUUGUGCCAGUAUCAGCAGCGAUACCACAACACUCACCGAGUCUCAGGUCACAAGCAGCCAGAACGCAGACCAGAACCCCAGCGUGCUUCCUUUUAAAUCUCCCAGCAGACAACUAGCAGGUGUUCCACUGAAAAGUUUCGACUUGGUCACUAUAGACAGCGAUCUGGACUCUGUGUGUACGGAGCGAGUACGACACCAUCUCCAGAGCACUCUCACCAACAGGAUAGCACAGGAAGGAUUCUUACAGAAUGAAUCAUUUGAAGGAAGAACCAGCGUAAAAACCACACAACGACCUGAAAACCAAAUAGUCAGCUCUGAAGACGAGGUGAACAGUGUGUGUGUAAGGCGUUACAGACCGCUGAGAUCUCCAGCCAGCAUCCAGCGAAGAGAGAAGAGGAACCAAGGGAGGAGGAACAACACCUCCACCAGCUCUACAGCCUCAACAGCUAGUAAAGCGAAGGCUGAUGACGACAUCAACCCAGAAUUCAGCUAUGUGGAAUUGUCACUUGCUGAACUUCAGCAGCAAAAAGUGGCAGCUGUACAGGGAGUGGAGAGAUUGAGGGAGGAGGUCGAGCAGGCUGAGAAAGAGCAACACACACUGCUUCUUAGUGUGACUCACACCAGGACACACACUCAGCUCCUCAGGAGUGAGCUGCACAAACUCCAAUCUCAGAGGGACUUGUACAUUCAGGAGGUCAGGGCUCUGCAGGAGAGCCAGGCUGCCCUGCAGAGACACAUAACCACUGUUCACCAUGACACCAGCCCUCAAAAGCAUGUGAAUAGCGGCUGUGUGUCUGCGCUGGAGAGGGAGGAGAUGGAUCGGCUUUUGGACAACGCCAAAUCAGAGCUGUUCUCCGAGCAGCGGCGCUUCAGACGCACACUGGACUCCAUGCAAGAGAGAUUGGAGGAAGUGACCCAGGAGCUGGAGCAGAAGCAGGAGGAGAACAGGAAGCUCAGAGAGAAAUGCUCCCAGCUGGAGGAGAAGCUGAUCACAGCCACCAAAACAAGACAAGAGCUACAGGAAUCUUCACAGAGCGAACGAGUGGAGCAGGAAGGCCGGCUUGGGGCUCUCGAGAAGAUCAUUGCACAGAAGGAGCUGCUUCUCCUGGCCACGCAAGAGGAGAAGAAUCGCCUCGAGAUGGAGAUCAGGGCUGUCAGAGAGGAGGACAGUGCUAAGCUAACAGCAGCGCUGGCACACGCUCAGAAACAAAAGGAAGUGGAAGUGGAGCAGCUCAGGACUCAGAUGACUCUGACCCACACGGAAGAGUUACACCGGGUCCGUAUUCAGGUGCAUGAGAUAAAAGAGGCCGCGCUCAGAGAGCAAGCCGUCACACACACACGCCACUCUGAGUCCUUACACAACCGCAUCCAGAUGGCAGAGGAAGAGGUGAACAGACUACAGGAGUCUUUAAAGCAGCAGCAGGAGGAACUCAGCAGGAGAGAAGAGGAGCUGAGAGGAGAAACUCAAGAACAGGUGAAGAGGGCAGUGGAACGAGAACAGAGGAAGUGGGAGGAGCAGAGGGCGGAGUCUCUCCGAGAGCAGCAGGUCAGACUGGAGAAGCAGAUGCAGGAGGUGGAGAGGAGAGGGAGAGCGGAGGUGGAGAGAGAAAAAAGGAGUGCACUGGCUCUGCAGAAUAAAGUGGUGGAGCUGCAGAAGACAGUGGAGGAGUUGGACAGCGCAGCGGCUAAGCAGACGGCUGUGGUCAGAGCUCUGAGAGACGAGCACCAGACAGAGUUAUAUAAAUUGCGCAGACAGCUGCAGCAGGAGGCUGAAAGUGAAGCCAUGCGUCUGAAAGAGUGUGUGAAGCGGAGCGAGCAGGAGCUGCAGGGUGUGAGGGCAGAGCUGGCUGAGUGUGAGCGUCUCCAGCAGGGGGCGGCGGCGAGACACGAACAGCAGAGCGCCAGCUGGGCUCAGGAUAUACACACUGAGUGUGUGUGUCUGCAGGAGCUGCUCACUCAUAACGGCUGCACAGUGGACAACACACAUGUCUCACACAGUGUUACAGUGAGUGAGGCGGUGCAGGUGCUGCAGUCUCUCAGGAAGUCGCUCCAACACCUCAUCACCAGCCUGCAGAAUCACAUCACCUCACUGACACAUGCCAAACAACAGCUGAGUGCUGAUAAAGAGGAGGAACGGCGUGUGCAGAGGGAGCAGUUAACAGCUGAGAAGGAGAGAGCUGUAAAUGCGUUGAGAGAAAAACUUAUACAGGAGCACAUUGAGGAGCUGAGCAGUUUGAAUAGGGUGCGUCUGCGUGAGGAUGAUGACGGUGACGGCGUGGCUGCGCGUCUGCGCAGGCAGCUCCGGGCUAAAGAUGAAGAGCUGCGUCAGGUGCAGAGGAACAUGGUGCAGUGGAAGGAGAAAACCACGGCACGGCUCGCACGCAAGUUCGAACAGGAGCUCAUGUCUGAGCUGGAGAGGAAAGCCUGCAGACAGAAAUCAGAGCAGCGUCGGAGGCUGGAGCAGCUCGAGGGAGAGAUGAGACACCUGACUGCGAGCUCCACUGAGAUCGUCCCAGCAUCCUCUGCUUCCUCAGCUCACAUCCCAGACACAGCCAGUAGCCAGGACCUGGACUCAUACAAACUACUGCGCCACCUCCAGAGCCGCAUCCGGCAGCUGCAGGCUGACACCCAGAGCCACACACACACCUACACACCCAGCGCUGUGCGUCUAAACCGGGACAGGGACCGGGGGAACACCGAGCUGUCUGGAUCCUACCUCGAGACAAUUGCUCCAGCGCUGGACAGCUGUGUGACACGACAGCGCUCUGAUUUGAGAACAGCCUGGAACCCUGACCCUUGAACUCUGACCACUGAUCAUAUCCUUUUUACUGAAGUGUCAUGCUGAGAACAUUAUAAAGACCAUCGCCAGUGAUUUUACACCUUUCCAUUUCUGUGCACCAGUGCUGCAGUCUUCAAGGAAAAGUUCAUGUGCAGUAAAAUCGAUAAAUCGUACUCAAGGGAUCCCAAGUGAUGCACACAUGACCGAGAUUCCAGCCCUGCGUCUCAAUUCACCUACUUAUACUAUGCACUAAAAGUAUGAACACUAAUUGUGAAGAAAAAGUACAUACUUUUGAGUGUGUAGCAAAAGAGUAUGCAGGUAAUGGGACAUAUUUACACCUCUCUAAAAUACGUCCUUGAAUUCGGCGAAGCAAACAGUCACAAAACUCCUCCUCCCUCCCUCGUGCAAGGAGUUGUGGGUAAUGUUAGCUGAAAGAGAGUCCAAGGAACCAUACUUCGAAAAUCUACUGGAAAUAGUAGAGCAUCCGGGUACCUUUGGGAUACUCAUUUCAACAUACUACGAUUUGGGACGCACUAAAUCUAAUAUCGGAGACUAUUUAGGAUGUAUAGUAGACGAAUUAAGACGCCAGCACAAGAGAGCGUAACUGGCCUUGUGGGAUGGCUUUUUUUUUUUUUUUUUUUUUGAUUCAGCCUA
Messenger RNA from Pangasianodon hypophthalmus (striped catfish), 4511 nucleotides. RefSeq names its product trichohyalin. The record is from RefSeq and is a predicted model, not a curated record. Lineage: Eukaryota; Metazoa; Chordata; Actinopteri; Siluriformes; Pangasiidae. The transcript is spliced from 28 exons. Bases 444 to 3878 code for a protein of 1144 amino acids.